Molecule: messenger RNA, 9356 nt
Organism: Lagopus leucura (white-tailed ptarmigan)
Lineage: Eukaryota; Metazoa; Chordata; Aves; Galliformes; Phasianidae
Gene: ANKS1A
Product: ankyrin repeat and sterile alpha motif domain containing 1A
Cellular component (GO): cytosol
Molecular function (GO): protein binding
Source: RefSeq, a predicted model, not a curated record
GCGGCGGCCGGGCCGGGCCAUGGGGAAGGAGCAGGAGCUGCUGGAGGCCGCCCGUACCGGGAACCUGCCCGCCGUAGAGAAACUGCUGUCGGGAAAACGCCUCAGCUCCGGUUUCGGUUCCGGGGGAAGCGGAGGAGGUGGUGGUGGAGGUUCCGGGGGUGGUGGAGGCAGUGGAAGCGGCGGUGGAGGAGGAGGAGGUGGAGGUGGUGGUGUGGGGCACCCGCUGUCCAGUCUGCUGAGCAUCUGGAGAGGGCCAAAUGUGAACUGCGUUGACAGUACUGGAUACACUCCACUGCACCAUGCUGCUUUGAAUGGUCAUAAGGAUGUGGUGGAAGUCCUCUUGAGGAACGACGCGCUCACCAACGUGGCAGACUGUAAGGGCUGCUACCCCCUGCACCUGGCAGCUUGGAAAGGAGAUGCAGACAUAGUGAAGCUCCUCAUCCACCAGGGACCUUCGCAUACUAAAGUGAAUGAGCAGAAUGCUCUUGAGAUCAAAGAACUCAAAAAGUACGGCCCCUUUGACCCAUAUAUCAAUGCCAAGAACAAUGACAACGAGACAGCACUGCACUGCGCCGCGCAGUACGGCCACACCGAGGUGGUGAAGGUCCUCCUGGAGGAGCUCACCGACCCCACCAUGCGUAACAACAAGUUUGAGACCCCCCUGGACCUAGCCGCUCUCUACGGGAGGCUGGAGGUUGUGAAGAUGCUGCUGAACGCUCACCCCAAUCUUUUAAGCUGCAACACAAAGAAACACACUCCCCUGCACUUGGCGGCGAGGAACGGUCACAAAACCGUAGUCCACGUCCUCCUGGAUGCUGGCAUGGAUAGCAACUAUCAGACUGAAAAAGGCAGUGCUUUGCACGAAGCUGCUUUGUUUGGCAAGACAGAUGUGGUACAAAUAUUGCUGGCUGCAGGUAUUGAUGUGAACAUAAAGGAUAACAGAGGCCUGACGGCUCUGGAUAUCGUGAGGGAGCUUCCUUCUCAGAAAAGUCAACAUAUAGCAGCUCUCAUUGAAGAUUACACGACUGGGAAGAAAAGUGCCAAAGCUGCAGACAAGACAGCGCAGGCACCGCCUGCUCCAAGCACCGACCCUGCGUGCUGGAUCCCUCAGGGUGAUGUGGAGAAAGCAGUGACAGAGCUGAUCAUAGACUUUGAUGUGAACCCAGAAGAGGAAAGCCCAUAUGAAGCUUUGUACAACGCAACGUCCUGUCACUCCCUGGACAGCCUUGCCAGUGGGAAGUCUUCAGACAGAGAGUCUGUGAAUAAGGAAGUGGAAGCAGCUGGCCUUAAAGCAGCAGGAGUCAGGCCUAGAGAGCGUCCACCCCCCCCUGCUAAACCACCGCCUGAUGAAGAAGAGGAGCAGCACACGGAGAAGAUGGGCCAUGGUGCUUCCUGUGAGGCCACUGUUGCACGAGGAAAGAGCAGAGGAAGUGGAGCUGAGGAGGAGGAGCACCCUUAUGAGCUGUUGCUUACAGCGGAGACUAAAAAGCCAGUGGCAGUGGAUAGAAAAACAAAAGACCACAGGAGGAGCAGCGGUGGCCGCAGCCAGGACUCUGCAGACAGCCAGGACAUCCAGGUUCCGGAGCAGUUCUCGGGGCUGCUUCACGGUUCUUCCCCCAUCUGUGAAAUAAGCGAGGACCCUUUCAGGCUCGUUCCCUCCGCGGAGAAAGGAGGCGUGGAAGCAGCGAGCCACCCACCUGCUAUGCAGCUGGAGGAUGCUGAUUUACCUGCCCCUGCAUCAGCACCGACCGGCUCUCCAGAACACAACCAGAAAGCAAUCUACGCAACCGUCCAACACGCUCACGUCAACCGGGCGGAUCCUGAAACUGUAGGCACGCCCCACGUGCUCCAGCACCCCGGCGCUGCCGAGGACGAGGGGGACAGAGGUGGUGCUGUGGGCAGAGCCCACCCGGGGAGCAAACCCAAAGCCGAGCUCAAGCUCAGCCGCAGCUUGUCCAAAUCAGACUCCGACCUCCUGACCUGCUCCCCAACGGAGGACGAUGCCAUGGGGAGCCGGAGCGAAUCGCUCUCCAACUGCAGCACUGGGAAGAAGAGGUUGGAGAAGUCGCCGUCCUUUGCUUCGGAGUGGGAUGAGAUUGAGAAAAUCAUGAGCUCCAUUGGCGAAGGCAUCGACUUCUCCCAGGAGCAGCAGAGGAUCUCAGGUUCUCGGAUGCUGGAGCAGAGCGUGGGGGAGUGGCUGGAGUCCAUCGGCCUGCAGCAGUACGAGAGUAAGCUGCUUUUGAACGGCUUUGAUGAUGUCCGUUUCCUGGGCUGUAAUGUCAUGGAGGACCAGGACCUUCGGGACAUUGGGAUCGGAGACCCGCAGCACCGCCGGAAGCUCCUGCAGGCAGCUCGCUCCCUGCCAAAGCUGAAGCCCCUGGGCUGUGAUGGGAACAGCCAGCCGUCCGUCCCUGCCUGGCUUGACUCCUUGGGGCUGCAGGAUUACAUCCAGUCCUUCCUCUCGAGCGGCUACAGCUCUAUUGACACUGUGAAAAACCUCUGGGAGCUUGAAAUAGUCAACGUGCUGAAGGUGAACCUGUUGGGCCAUCGGAAGAGGAUCAUCGCCUCGCUGGCUGACCGGCCCUAUGAGGAACCCCCAGCAAAGCCACCACGCUUCUCACAGCUGAGAUGCCAGGACUUGAUGUCCCAGACGUCGUCACCUCUGAGCCAGAACGACUCCUGCACGGGCAGAUCUGCUGAUCUCCUGCUGCCCUCUGGGGACUCUGGGAAGAGGCAACACGAGCGUGGCAGUGAGCUGGCGACGUACUCCAAAGUUGAGCGCUACAAAGCACAGGAGGACCGUCGGGAGUCAAAGCUGACCCUGCGCCCCCCCAGCCUGGCUGCCCCCUACGCACCGGUCCAAAACUGGCAGCACCAGCCAGAGAAGCUCAUCUUUGAGUCCUGCGGGUACGAGGCCAACUACCUGGGCUCCAUGCUGAUCAAGGACCUCCGAGGUACAGAAUCAACGCAGGAUGCCUGUGCCAAGAUGAGGAAAUCCACAGAGCAUAUGAAGAAAAUCCCGACCAUAAUACUGUCCAUCACAUACAAGGGAGUGAAGUUCAUCGAUGCCUCUAACAAGAAUGUCAUUGCUGAGCAUGAGAUCCGUAACAUCUCCUGUGCUGCCCAGGACCCUGAGGAUCUCUGCACGUUUGCCUACAUCACCAAGGACCUGCAGACCAGCCACCACUACUGCCACGUCUUCAGCACCGUGGAUGUGAACCUGACUUACGAGAUCAUCCUCACCCUGGGGCAGGCGUUCGAGGUCGCUUACCAGCUGGCCCUCCAAGCCCAGAGAGCGAAACCUCUGGGUGCUGCAGCGGGAGAAACGAUCGAAACAAAAUCUUCCAAACCGGUGCCUAAACCACGAGCUGGCGUGAGGAAAUCCGCACUGGAGCCCCCUGAAAUGGACCAAGAUUCCCAGUCUCAUGCCAGUGUCUCGUGGGUCGUGGACCCCAAACAGGACUCCAAGCGGACCCUCAGCACUAACUGCUCGCACUGAGCCCCGCGUAGGCACUACGUCAAAGGCAGCAGCACUUAAGAGACUGUAGACUUAAACGGCUUUUGUACCUGAUCACUACUGAACACUGUGAAUUCUCCUUACUCGGAAACAAGGGUAACACGCUGUUAGAUCCCCAUCAGGUGGGAGGUGCAGAGGGGUGCAGGCUGGGGGCAUCCGAGAUGCGGAGCCAGGAAGCUGCCCACCAUUUUCACGUCUUUCCCCUCGCUCUGGCACUGUGACUCCCUGGGGUGACAUGGCACUCCCCCAGGCCUUUUUUUCUAUUUCACCUUCUUAUCCUCGGACUGAUGGAGACCUCUUGUCUCUGCGGUGCACACACUCUCUCCUUCUCUCUCCUCUACUUCCCAACUGAACCACGGCUGCACACUGUUCCAGUGAAGUCACCCCUCUCCUUACUGUCACUUGAAUCGACACUAACCACUGUGAUGCUGUCUGCAAAUAACACCUUCACUAGAUUUCCUCACAGGGACCCUGCUCACAGCCUCUCUCCUCGAAGCAUGGAGCAGAACAGCUGCUCUGCUGGGGGCACAGCCUUGGGCUGGGUGCCACUGUUCCCACUGUGAGCUCGGGCCCUUCUUGGGGCCGUGAGUGUCCUGCAGGAGCUGUGUGGCUGCGUGCAUUUCCGUCCCUUUUAGGGCUUACCCCCACAGUCCUUGUGUUCUUGCUCACCAGACCACUGUGAGCUCUGGGUGUGGUUCUCACUUUGCAGAUUACGAAGAGGUCAGGCACUGAAAGGCUCAUGCUGCUGGCCCUGUGCUGGGAAGGAGCCGUGGUUGAGCCGUGCUGUCAGGGGGUGCAGCAGGCAGAGCUGUGCUGUGCUCAGUGCAUUUCCUGCGGUUUCACAUCUUUGCCAAAGGGAGGAUUGUGAUUGAAAUCAGUCUGCUGCUGACCCAAAGCCUAUUUUUCAGUCUAUAAAACAUUGCACGAUGAGAGCUAUAGGGAUCUUGAAACAUCUGUUGUCUUUCAUCCGUGAGAGCAAGGAUUUUGGUUAGAAAUGGCCAUGUGUCAGCGGGCACCUUGGCCUUCCUGGCUCUUUCCCAAGUGCACAUGUUUUUCUCUGGGAGAACGUCCCCAUUUCUGUGUGUCUUGGUAGAAGCUGCUUUUGGCUCCAGGAUAUGGGCUGGAAAUUGUUUGCAUGGGAUGCAGGGCAUUCAGCACAGUCAGAGUGGAGCUGGGCAGCCCACAUAGCUGCCCACACAGGCUGUCCCUGGGUCUGUCCCUAUUUCCUUCUCUUGCAUUUGCAAAGGAGCAUUUAAGCAGAGGAGGAGGAGGAUGGGGAUGGUUCAGUAGCUGCCAGCACUGGAAGGCAGGGCUCCAGCCCAGUACUGCUUCUCCCCAACUUGCUGUGUCCCAACUACUGAGCCUCUCUUUGCCUCAGUUUCCUUAUUUUCAGGAUGGGGACACACAUAGCUACCUCUCAGGGGGUGAGGCGCUCUCUGUCCCCACAGCUGCUUGAGGGCCCUUUAGUGAAAAGCAUUGCAACUUCCACACAGUGGCAGCAAAUCCACUGUGCUCUGCUUUGCUCUCCAGCAGAGUGUAGAGCUCUCAGUCCCAGAGCAAUGCUCACAUCCCAGCUCCUUGUGGGCAGUGGCUGCCAAACCUUUCCCAGGGAGGGGCUGAGCAGAUGGGGCAGCUGAAGGUGAGCUGUAGCUCACUGAUGUGCCUCAGUGCGGGCUUUGCAUCUCUGCCGCAUCCCCCACAGCCCAGGUUUGGUGAGCUGGGGGUGACAGUGAGUGUGUUAGAAGAUAAGGGGAUGGCACUUCUCACUCAGCUGUGUGGCACAUCUGCGUGGGCAUGGUGUGUGUGUGUGGACAUGGUGCACUCAGGGCUCUUGUGAUGCUCUGCUUGCAAAAUAGUUUUUCAGAUUUCACCCCAAAUCUCUCUUUGUGAUCACCAUCAGAAAUAAACGGUCAGACCAGCAACCCUGAGUUGCUGACACCUGUUAUGUGGGCAUGUUUGUUCUCAUUUCUAAGUUUCACUGAGGCCUUUGGGCUUCUGUUCCCCAGCCCUGUGGUGAAAUCAGAUGUUUCAACAUCUUUAUUGAGCUCUUCCUCAGGAACGAGUUUGAUCUUUCAAAUCCUUCGUGGCUUAAUGGCAUUGAGUGGCAAACUGACUUCAAAACAAGGGCCAGGCUGGUAGGAAUCCAAAUGAGAGGACUCGAGGGAUUGCCUUAAAGCAAGGGAAGCAAAGCCCAGCUGUGUACGUGCAAUUCACGUGUCAGGAAGCCCUUAACACAGAGCCAGUGGUCACACUGCCCUGCCCAGAACGCUGCAGUGUCUGCGGAGCUCCGGGGUUUGGGUUGGAUGCUCAGUGCCUUUCCAAUCUGUAAGAGUGCCCUGAGGCAUUUAUAUCCCUUGGAGAGAAGCUGAGUUCAUGAUAGCAGUGGUAGUUUGGAUUUACCGUGCAGCUGCCCACACGUGUGCCUGCUCCUCGAGGGUCUGAGCUCUGCACUCCCCCUGCUUUCAGCUGGGAUCUGUCGGUUCCUCCUGACGCCGGCUCACUGGUGCGUGUGCCUUCCUGAGGGUGACCCUACCCCGGCCGGGGUGGCAGGCAGCCCUGCCUAACUGCAAAGCUUCCUCUGCGUCCAUAACCUCACGGUUGUCUCAUCUCCUGGCUGCACGCCUCGUCUUUCCCAGCACUUGUGUUUGUAUGACUCGGAAAUCAUUCAUUCCAUUAUCUUCCUUUCUGUUUGCCUCUGAAAAGCUGAGCUCCGGGCAGCUGUCUCCUACCACGGAAAUGUAGUAACGGGGCAGAGACCUAAGAAGCAGUGGCCUGCCGACACGAAGACCGUCUCCAUCUGGCACUGGUGUCUGCCUGUGAGGGUGUGCAUGGCUGCUCAGUGAGGGCUCCCAAAGCAGAGGGGGAAAGGGAUCCCAGCCACCAGCUGAGAAAAGCAGCUCUCCAUUUCUAGCAAAGGAAAGUUGAGACUUCCGAGGCCGAGCGAUGUCACGUUUUCUAGUCUGAGACAAACUGCUUUCAACCCGUUUCUUUCACACAUGAAAUGAUACAGAGCAAAUCCAGUUCACAGUCUCAAUGUAGCACUGCAGUGGUUUUUGUUUUUUUUGUGUGUGGUUGGUUUUUUUUUUUUUGGUGAGGGGAAAAAAAAGAAAUGAUUUACUGAGAAUCUGCACAGUCCAGCAAGGAGUACAAUAGAAAGUCUUACCGGUGGGAUGGUGUGUGCAUCUCUUAUGGUACUUAAAUCUGCUUCAAUUCUGGGUGAACAGUAGAGAAACGCCAAAUUCUUGGAAAUAACUUCCUCCAGUGUGAGAAGCCUUGCAGGGUAAGUCUGCAUCCUUUGUUUUCAAAGCCACUCCAUGCUUUUAUACCAAUGGAAAUCACUUAAGGAAAAGUCUGCGAAGGAUCUCUCACCUCGGAGUGGCUGUGGCCGAGCAUUUACUGAUGGUACAAAGCUUGCUUCCCCACGGAGAACUGUUGCAUUGCAAUACUUGACAUUUCUAUGGCAAGGACACAACUUCUUCCCAUUUACGCACUGAAUACCUGGAGAGGAGUCCUUUCUCCAGCCUCUUGUGCACCUGUCUUGUUUUUUAAAUGCAGUUAUGCCCUGACGGGUUGGGUGUUGUUUUUAAUUUUUAAGCUUAUUCAAUUGUGAUUUAGCACUUUUUUUUUUUAUACUAGCUCAUUAUUUAAUAAGUGCAACGAUUUUGGAAGACGAACAAAAGAGGAGUUACAUUUUGGGCAUUCCACUGGCACAGUCCAUAGCCGAGGAUAAAUCAUAAGUCCUAUCGACCCACGGAUGGCCUGGCCCCAGCAGCCCCAAACGCUGCCAUCUCAGAGGUGUGCUGUCUGCUUGCUUGCUCUUUGGAUCACAGCAGGAUUUACCAGCAGUUUUGGCUGCGGCCGAUGUGUUUUCACAGCUCUGUUCCCCUGGAGGGAAGGCUGUUAGGAGAGUUGUGAUUUUUAAUUCUUCCAAUGCAAAAACCGUAGCGCAGCAGCCUGGUACAAUCUCCGCAGGGCUGCAGUGGCUGGGGAUGUGCUGCCCUGCUGCUUUGCCAGGACAAGAUGCCCUAAUGAUGCCUGUUUAACUCCGGUUGCUGCUGUAUGUCAGGAUUCAGUCUCCCUAGCUGGUAGGACUAGGAGAGAAGUGAACCGUAAUCCCGAGGGCACAGAGCUGUACAUGAUGAGGAGGGGGAAGCGGAGAUUAUUUUUCUUUUUUACAUGGAUGAAUUUAGAGAACCUAACAUUCCUUGUUAUGAGUAUGUUGCAAUUCAUACUGGUGUAAGUGUAAAUAUUUGGUGUGUUGGCAACAAGUCUUUUUGGAGAGAUUGCAAAUUGAACCUCUGCUUGGGAGGAGGGACACCCUUCUGUUCUGACACAUACAUGAGCUUUGCGAAGGUUGGCUUGGAGGUGAAGUGGUGAUGAAGACUCCAAUCUUCAGGGGGCUGGACGUUGUGACCCUGGUGGUUCUUUCCAGUCCUGUGUGUAAUUCCAUGGUUGUCUUUAGUGAUCCAGCAGUUCUUUAGCCAGAUACUCUUUCUCACUUCAUAGAAGCAGUUGUUUUGGCAGUGCAUCUUCCCCUUUCAUUUCAGUGGGGUUUUUUUGAGGUACUUGCAUGCUGGAGACUGAUCCUGGGUCACCGACUCCGAGUGCUUUGUUAUCCCAUCCAUGACGCAGUGUUUUGGCUUUUCCUCCCCACAGGGUUUCACGGUAUCUGGAGGAAAGUGCUCUGCAUUUCUGGUGCUGGUUAGAAUCUAAAUGCACUCACUGCCUGCCUGGGACAGGCGGUGCAGCCCUGGGUUUUGUGUUUUACAGACUUCCAGUUGGACACAGCAUGAGUCCAGGCUGAGAACUCAAGGUAGAUCAACUGUGUUUGUCUUUUUUUUUUUUUCCUUCAGUAGAGGAGGGGAUGAGUUUUUAUUUUCCAAAUUGAAGCUGCUUUAUCCUUUUUAAUUUUGUAUUUACAAAAAAAAAAAAAAAAAGGAGAACAAAAAAGAAGAAGCUGAUUGUAGCUGUUUGAACUUGCUUUGGGAUUUUUCUUUUUAGGAGAAAAAACUGAUGCAGUUUUGGUGGGGUAUGUGCCUGUUGCCUGUUUCCCUCCUGGGGAGAAGGCAGGACACCGUGCAGGACUUGCCUCCAAUGAAAUGUGAGGUACCAUCACAGGGCUGCUGUGAGACACAGACCAGAUGCCAAAUAGUACUUCCAAACAACUGCUCUGUGUGCAGCUGAUGUGGGUUUAAUUGCUUUAAUGCUCCUUCCACCCCACGUCAGAAGCUUCUAGCAGCAGAACUUCCUCUGGCUUUCUUCUGCUUGCAUCAUUUCCAUGCAAUCAGAUCUUUAUUUUAGAGCGAGCACAGAGUUUGCGACGCUGUCUUGUUGCAAAAAGUCUCCCUUUUAGGUCUCAUAUUGGCAUUACCUACUGCAUUUUAAUUUAAUUUAAUUUUUUGUUUUUCAAAAGGAAGUACGUGUGCUGCUCUUACCAAGUAGAUCUAGCUCAAACACUUUUCUUACCCAUGGAAGAAUAACCUGAGAUUCCCUAACAGGGCAGAGAACAGUCGAGUUCAGUUUGCAAUGUAGACAUUUUUGCUAAUUGUGAUGUAUGACAGUGGGACUGAUUUGUAAUACAAAUGUUAUUUAAUCUGUCUGUAUUUUGAUACUUGAAUUUCCUUUUAUUUCCUGUAUAUACAAUUGUUAAUCUGUUCGAAUUUGUCUGAAUUUUAAACAUCUUGUGGUACCAAACAUAACCAAUCUGUGCAACAACAUAGACUGACCUCACUACAACAAGGCGAGAUUGUAAAUAUUCCUGGGCUUCCAGCAGUCGUUUUGUUGUUUUCAUAAUUGUACAACUUAGAACAGACUGAAUUAAUAAACAAACUUAGACACA